Messenger RNA from Nannospalax galili (Upper Galilee mountains blind mole rat), 2367 nucleotides. RefSeq names its product chromosome unknown C6orf62 homolog (gene CUNH6orf62). The record is from RefSeq and is a predicted model, not a curated record. Bases 514 to 1203 code for a protein of 229 amino acids. The transcript has 5 exons. Lineage: Eukaryota; Metazoa; Chordata; Mammalia; Rodentia; Spalacidae.
UUUUUGUUUUCUGCAUUUGGGGAGCAACAUCCCACUCCCCUCCCUUUUCCUUUCCUUUCAUUCCUUUUUUAAAAAGGGGGAAAAUCCGGAUGGAUUUCAAGGAUUGGACUGGUGUCAGCUGUGUUUAUCGCACACCUAAAUCCUGAUGAUAGGGUUUUCGUUUCCUCCUCAAAUCCUUUUAUUUUGGCAGUUAAGCCUAAUGUGUUUUCCAGAAAGUUAGUUCAAGUCUUUUCUCCUCUUUCUUUCCUUCCCUCCCACCCCCUUUUCCCAUCUAACCGUAAAUAUUAUUGUCCAAACAUGCCUGGGCAGCAGUCUUUCUUUCUUGACCCUGUGAUAUGACAGUCUGCUAAUAUUGCCAGAAAGUGCAGUGUCGGGAGUUACAGUUGUGAUUUUAGCUAUUCAAUCAUAUUAGCAGGAAAAAAUGACUUGUUUCUGUUGUACUUGAGUCUUAAGAAAAAGUGCCCAUAGUUUAGUGACAAUUUCCAAAGGCUUUAGUACCACCUGUAUUUCAAAAUGGGGGACCCAAACUCCCGGAAGAAACAAGCUCUGAACAGACUCCGUGCUCAGCUUAGAAAGAAAAAAGAAUCUCUAGCUGACCAGUUUGACUUCAAGAUGUAUAUUGCCUUUGUGUUCAAGGAGAAGAAGAAGAAGUCAGCACUCUUUGAAGUGUCUGAGGUUAUACCAGUCAUGACAAACAAUUAUGAAGAAAAUAUUCUGAAAGGUGUGCGGGAUUCCAGCUAUUCCUUGGAGAGUUCCAUAGAGCUUCUGCAGAAGGAUGUGGUGCAGCUCCAUGCUCCUCGGUACCAGUCUAUGAGAAGGGACGUAAUUGGCUGUACUCAGGAGAUGGAUUUCAUGCUUUGGCCUCGGAAUGAUAUUGAGAAAAUUGUCUGUCUCCUGUUUUCUAGGUGGAAGGAAUCUGACGAGCCUUUUAGGCCUGUUCAGGCCAAAUUUGAGUUUCAUCACGGUGACUAUGAAAAACAGUUUCUGCAUGUGCUGAGCCGCAAGGACAAGACAGGAAUUGUUGUCAACAACCCUAACCAGUCCGUGUUUCUCUUCAUUGACAGACAGCAUUUACAGACUCCAAAAAACAAAGCUGCCAUCUUCAAGUUAUGCAGCAUCUGCCUCUACCUGCCACAGGAGCAGCUCACCCACUGGGCAGUCGGCACGGUUGAGGAUCACCUCCGUCCUUACAUGCCAGAGUAAGCACGAGCACCGAGCAGCCAACGGAGAAGACCAGGGACGCAGCCGUUUUCUUUUGUUUUCUUACCACUUUUCUUUCAGAGUUUAAAGAAAAUGGACUCAUACACAGAACACUAUGCAUUUUGAAACCUGUUCAUCCUGGAUUUAUUUUAAUCAUUUGUAUCUCAGAACUUAAAAAAAAUAAUUAGAUGUCUUCUGCACAGACUGUGAAAGAAGGUGCUUUGCAGAUUGCUGCAUUGCAUCGGCAUCUUACUGAAAUGUGAAUGAAGGACAAUUGUACACUGCAAUGCUAAUGUAUCCGAAGGCACAGGCGAUGCUUGGUGCUGGUGGUCUUCACAUUUGUGCUGGUUUUUGCCUCUGACAUCUGCCAUCAGUACUGAGGGUGAGAAGUGAAUGUAACAGGUAUAAGUAGCAUUUAAAACUUAGAGCUUUGCUGUAAUCACCGUUGUUCAGAGCACUGUCAGAUUCAUUCUGAUGACCAGAAGUGGUUGUUUAAAACGAAGACAACCACAGGAAAGAAAUCUUAAAUGAAAAAGCAUCUCAUUGGAGGCUUCCCUGCCUCAUAUGCACUGGGCCAUGUCUGUUUUCUCGGUACUCAGAAGGACAUGUAUUUCCCCGAGCUCUUUCCCUCAGUUGCUGUUCUGAAGUGCUCUGCUGUGUGCAGAUGCAUUGUACAUGUUAGAGCAGAGCCGGAGUCUGGGGUGGCCGGAGCAGCUGCACAGCCACAGGCAGAGGGAGGACGGUGGUUUUGGUUUGGGGUUUUUUUGGUGUUAGAAAUUUUACUUACAAAGAAAAAAUUCCAGAGAGUUGUGCAGAAAUACUGAUUUCUACACCCUCCUAAAAGAAAAGGCGUGAGUGUUUGAAUAGAAAAAGGUCUAAAAGUGGGGUCUUAAAUUGUAACAGUCGCGUUUGGGGCAGAGCUCACUCGUGCAGUGAACGGGAAGACGACUGUAGCCUUUUUGUUUUCUGGUUUUCUUUUUUCUUUUAAAUGAAGAAAAGCUUUGCUUAAGGGUUGCAUACUUUAUUGGAGCAAAUCUGAAUGAUCCUCCUUUGGAGUAAAACUAGUGCUUACUGGUUUCCAUUUGUAUUUAGCUCUGGUUGGAAUUUGAAAAAAAUGAACCUAAAUAAAAUAGGAGACAGCUUCCUGGUGAUUCAGGUGAGCACAGA